Messenger RNA from Suncus etruscus (white-toothed pygmy shrew), 3993 nucleotides. RefSeq names its product integrin subunit beta 8 (gene ITGB8). The transcript has 14 exons. Bases 636 to 2939 code for a protein of 767 amino acids. Lineage: Eukaryota; Metazoa; Chordata; Mammalia; Eulipotyphla; Soricidae. The record is from RefSeq and is a predicted model, not a curated record. Gene Ontology annotation, cellular component: focal adhesion; cell surface; integrin complex. Gene Ontology annotation, molecular function: integrin binding. Gene Ontology annotation, biological process: integrin-mediated signaling pathway; cell adhesion mediated by integrin; cell migration.
CAGUGGGGAAGGUUUGGGGGGGUGCUCCAAGGAGCGGAUCUGGCCUCUCUGCCCACCUGUGGAAGGAACAAGCUGGAGCCAAUGGAUGCGCUCCCGACUUUGCCCUCUCCAGGGGCCUCGCGCGGGUCCCCGCACUCCAAGGCAGCGUCUGCAGUGAAUGUCCGUUAGGCUGGUCUUUUUUCCCUCCCCACACACCAGUGCCUGGAGCUUUUUGUUGUUGUUGUUUGGGGGUUGCUUGCUUGCUUGCUUGCGCCUUGGCUCUGGGCUAAGCUGAUUUAUGCAGCAGCAACCCAACUGGCUGGAGGGAAACAAAAGCGCUUUUCUUUGUCCCAGAACGGGCUGCGGAGCGCUCGCUCCCCUGCUCGCAGUGUCCCCCCCCCCGGGUCCCCCUGGCCUUCCGAGGAGGCGCCUCUCGCCCUGAUCUCUUCUCGCCGAGCUCCGAGGGAGGCCCGAGCGGGCCCUGAGAUGCUCCGCGAACCUGCAGCGCAAGCUUGGAGCUGCUGGAACCUGCGGGAAACUUCCUAGCGGCGCUCGGUCUGCGGGGCACCGACGUGCGCCCCGGCGCCAGGGCGAGCGCGCACCCAUCCAGCCGGAGAGCCAAGGGCCGGCGCGCGCGGUGCAAGCUGCCCAGCAGUAUGUGCCUCUCGGCCCCGGCUUUUUGGACUGCCGCGUUGGUCUGUCUGCAAAGCUGCUGCCGAGGUCCUGCCCCCUUCCUCCGGGCGGCCUGGGUAUUUUCGGUUGUUCUUGGACUGGGCCAAAGUGAAGACAAUAGAUGCGCAUCUUCAAAUACAGCGUCCUGUACCAAGUGCCUCGCUCUGGGUCCAGAAUGUGGAUGGUGUGCUCAAAAGGAUUUUAUUUCAAGUGGCUCAAAGAGUGAACGCUGUGAUACUGUUUCCAAUUUAAUACGCAAAGGCUGCUUGAUUGAGUCAAUUGAAUAUCCAUCCGUGCGUGUAAUACCAAACGAAAAUGAAGUUAAUACCCAAGUGACUCCCGGAGAAGUCUUCCUCCAGCUACGUCCAGGAGCUGAAGCUAACUUCAUGCUGAAAAUUCAUCUUCUGAAGAAAUAUCCUGUGGAUCUUUAUUAUCUGGUUGAUGUUUCAGCAUCAAUGCACAAUAAUAUUGAAAAAUUAAAUUCAGUUGGAAAUGAUUUAUCUAAAAAAAUGGCACAUUUUUCCCAUGACUUUCGCCUUGGAUUUGGGUCCUACGUCGAUAAAACUGUCUCACCAUAUAUUAGCAUACACCCAGAAAGAAUCCAUAACCAAUGCAGUGACUACAACUUAGACUGUAUGCCUCCCCAUGGGUACAUCCAUGUGCUUUCUUUAACAGAGAACAUCACAGAAUUUGAAAAAGCGGUUCACAGACAAAAGAUUUCUGGAAAUAUAGAUACUCCUGAGGGCGGUUUUGAUGCCAUGCUGCAGGCAGCUGUUUGUGAGAGUCAUAUUGGAUGGCGGAAAGAAGCUAAGCGGCUACUGUUGGUGAUGACUGACCAAACAUCUCAUCUUGCCCUUGAUAGCAAAUUGGCAGGCAUAGUGGUGCCGAAUGAUGGCAACUGUCACCUGAAAAACAAUGUCUAUGUGAGGUCAACAAGCAUGGAACAUCCCUCAUUAGGUCAACUUUCAGAAAAAUUAAUAGACAACAACAUUAAUGUUAUUUUUGCAGUCCAAGGAAAACAAUUUCAAUGGUAUAAGGACCUUCUGCCUCUCCUGCCUGGCACCAUUGCUGGAGAAAUUGAAUCAAAGGCUACAAACCUCAAUAAUUUGGUCAUAGAAGCCUAUAAGAAACUCAUUUCAGAAGUCAAAGUUCAGGUGGAAAACCAAGUAAGAGGUGUCUAUUUUAACAUUACUGCAAUCUGUCCAGAUGGAGCCAGAAAAGCAGGGACAGAGGGAUGCCAGAAUGUAACAAGCAAUGACGAGGUUCUUUUCAAUGUAACAGUUACCAUGAAAAAAUGUGAUGUUGCAGAAGGAAAAAGCUAUGCAAUCAUCAAACCUAUUGGUUUCAAUGAAACCACUAAAAUCCAUAUCCACAGAAACUGCAGCUGUCGGUGUGAUGACAGCAGAGAAACUAAAAGAAAGUGUGUAGAUGAAGCUUUUUUAGACCCCAGGUGUUUUCAGUGUGAUGAAAAUAAAUGUCACAUUUAUGAAGAUCAAUUCCCUUCUGAAAGUUGUAAGUCACACAAGGAUCAACCUGUGUGUAGUGAUCGAGGAAUCUGUGUUUGUGGGAAAUGUUUAUGUCAUAAAGUUAAACUUGGAAAAGUGUAUGGAAAAUACUGUGAGAAAGAUGACUUCUCUUGUCCCUAUCACCAUGGAAAUCUAUGUGCCGGGCAUGGAGAGUGUGAAGCAGGCCGCUGCCGGUGCUUCAGUGGCUGGGAAGGGGACCGGUGCCAAUGCCCAUCAGCAUCAGCCCAGCACUGUGUCAACCCAAGGGGUCAAGUGUGUAGUGGGAGAGGGACAUGUGUGUGUGGCCGGUGUGAGUGCACCGACCCCAGGAGCAUAGGACGCUUUUGUGAGCAUUGCCCCAAGUGCCACCCAACCUGCAGUGAGAACUGGAAUUGCAUGCAAUGCCUUCACCCUCACAAUCUGUCUCAGGCUCUCCUUGAUCAGUGUAAAAUGUCAUGUGCUCUUGUGGAACAGCAUUAUGUGGGCCAAACAUCAGAAUGCUUCUCAAGCCCAAGCUACCUGAGAAUAUUUUUUAUCAUCUUCAUUGUUACAUUUCUGAUUGGGUUGCUUAAAGUCCUUAUCAUUAGGCAAGUGAUACUGCAGUGGAACAGUAAUAAAAUUAAGUCAUCAGCAGAUUACAGAGUAUCCACCUCAAAAAAGGACAAGAUGAUCCUGCAAAGUGUUUGCACAAGAGCAGUGACCUACCGACGAGAGAAACCUGAGGAAAUAAAAAUGGACAUCAGCAAAUUAAAUGCUCAUGAAAGUUUCAGGUGCAACUUCUGAAAAGAUUUUUAAAAAAGACUUAUGGAAAACUGGAUUUUCAAUAAUUGCUCCUAAAAAGUCAUCGAUUAAGAAGUCACAGGAAGAAAUGAAUUCUUCUUCUAGCUCAUGUUGGUUGCUGGUUGGAAAUCCCAAACUGACAAGCAUCCUAAUCACAACCUGACUCACAUUUGCUGCUGAACUUUUUCCAGAAAAAAAUAUGUGUCUUACUACUGUUUGAGACUAGUGGCAUUGUAGCACUUUACUGUAAGAUAUAACUUAUUUAGAUCAGCAUAGAAUGUAGAUCAUCUGAAAAGCACUGAUUACACUUUACAGGUACCUGCCAUUUCUAUAGUUCCCGGAGAGACGAUAGCUACUGUGGGAGAGAUUUGGCAUUGUGUCACUACAAGGGUACUGUAAGUCCUGCACCGAAUGUUCGGAGACGUGCUAAUGUUGCCAAGUCCGAGGAUUGGCACAGAAUAGAUAAGAGUAGCUAGAUGAAUAAAAUGGUUAGUGCUUCACUUCUUCCAAUGGUGAAGAAACAAGACUUAGUUUUGAAAAACUCUGCUUUCGAAACUGCAUGGUUUCAUGCAUUUUUUUUCUUUUUACAAGAUGGAUACUAAUUCCAACAUUUUCUCCUCUUUGCCUUCAUAUGUUGUUUUUCUCUCUUACAGGAUAAGUUUAUAUAUGUCACACAUGACUGGAUUAAAUAAGUGCUAAGUUACUACUGCCAUUAAAAUAGCCUAAUAAUACAAUGUCACUUUAUUAGAAUACUUGUUGUAAAAGCUGAAUGUUUAAUAAGGGAUACUGUAAAGUAACAUGAGAAUCUGAACAGCUUUGUUGUCUGUAGAUGUCUGUUUUGUAUAUUUUAACCUGGCAACUUGGAUGAAUGUUUCACCAUUUCAUUUAAUGAACAGAUUGAAAUUCACAAGCUAUUUUGAAACACUUCCUCAUCAAAGUGCCACACUUUGGAAUGAGUUUUCUAAGAUAUUUAUUCCAAGUAAAUAUCAUAAUUUUCUAAUUAUAAGCUCUAUUAUUUUUGUCUUUCAACGAAGCUUGACAUUCUUUCCUAAAAUCA